UUUGCAUAAUUUUUGUAUUCUCAUCAACAAUUCUCAGACAUUUUAACACAAUUUUUAUCCAAAAUGAGUAAAGAUACAAAUAAAAGACUUGCCAUUACCGAAGAGACCUUGGCUUCACUUCAAAACCCUUCCAGUACAUCCAGCGUGAAAAUUCGCAAAUCCUCAAACAUAUUCUCCAAUCUCGUAAGAAAAGCUCGCAGGAAAAAAACCUCAAACAAAAACCCUGGAGAUUCAGUCAGAAAUGUACACCUGUCUUCUCAGAAUUUGAGCGAAUCGAGCACAAUGUCUUUAGCGGCACAUAUCGAAGAGGAAGUGGAACUGAGCUGCCAAAAUUACGAGAACAACAAGAAAAGUUUGCAUCAGGCUCGAGACAUUUUGUGGGAAAGUAAGGGGGUUGAUAGCGAGACAAAUACCUCCAAUCAUUCAGGCAUAUCUUUAAAGAAAACUUCAGCACUCCAUAAAGCAUCAAACUGUGAAUCCAAAAUGGUCAUUUCUCAAGAGGUUCUGUCCUCCUUCAUAAGUUUUGGAAAGCCCUUAUUGGACGUAACUAAUGCCGAUGCCUUGCAGUAUCUGCAAAUAGUUAUCACUAAUUUUCAUGAAAGCGAAAACCAUGUAAUAAAUUUACUAGCAAAAUAUAUAACCGAUCCAACCAUUCAAGCAGAAAUGAAAAAUGCUAUUUCGCAUCACACAAAAUUUCAAUGGGAAGCCGAAAAAAGAUCCUGUUCUCUAGCCCACGAUAUCUGGACGCAACAGCUUGAAAUCGGAAGAGCUCAAGAAAAAGUCUUUCAGGAUACAAUGCAAACUUUGGUAAAACAAAAUCGACAAUUGCAAAUUGAAAACGAAAGCUUGUUUAGAAAAUAUGAAAAAGCUUGCAAACAGAUGCGUGGUGGCCCUGAAGAUUUAGAAACUGACUCGCUAUUCAGGCGCAAUGAAAAACUUCAGAUAAAGUUGGAUUCGUUUUUCAAAAAGCUUGAAAGUCUCGAAAGUGAAUUGUCCAUUUUUCAAAAGCAAAAUGAUUGUUUGGAACAAGAACUGCGGAAUUCUAAUACUAAAAUUCAAAAUACAAAAACUCUAGUUCAUAAACUGAAAACCGAAUAUGAAAUUGAGGAAGUUUCCUUGAAUGCUAAGCUGGCCUCUAAGGAUAGGGUUUUGGAAGAACUUUUGGAAAUUAGAGAUGUUGUAAUGGAUGAGUUAGAGGAUUUAAAAAAAAGUUUGGGCGUUUUGCCUUUUGGAUCCAGUUGGAGCAAAUUUAAAAUGCAAGGCAGUAGCAUUGCUGAUAUAUUUCAAAUAUGUAGAGCCAGCAUUACCGAAUUAUCUAAGGAAUUAAUAAAUGCUCAUGCUGAAAAUGUUACUAAGGAAAAAGACAUUAUGUCUCUUCAGGAAAUGAACAAAAAUCUUAUAGAAGAGUCAAACUCGUUGUCUCAAAAAAUUAAAGAUAACUCCAAUACAAUAAACGAAAAGUUUUUAUUGGAACAAAAAUAUCAAGUGUUGGAAAUCGAACUUAGAACUACAAAGGAAAGUCUUGGGAAAGUCGAAGCCGAAAAUUUAAAGCUAAGAGAAACCAUUAGCGAUCAUGGAAAAUAUUUAAAAGAAAAAGAAAGAAGGCUGGAACGAACCAAAUUAUUUGUUACAAACAUAACUACAGAAAAUUAUACUUUGCAAAAAGAAGUAGUGAUGUUAAACAGGAUUAUUAAAGAAAGCGGAGCGGGAGAUGCCUCUAAAGAUAUUGCACAUAAACAUGAAGAGCUAGAAAGAGUAGAUUACUCUGAGCUCAAAAACCAAACGGAAGCCACGAAGCACGAGAAUCUUGUCGUAAUUCAUGAUCAGCAAAUCGCGUACAAAACUUUACAAAGGCAAGUGAAGGAAUUGGAAAAAGUAACUACAAAUAAUCAAGAACUACGGGUUAAAAUUGAUAGUCAAAAUGAAACUGUGAUAACUCUUCAAAAUGAACGAAUGAAGUAUUUGGAAGAAAAAAGCCUUUUAAAGUCAACAAUACAACAUUUAAAGUGCGAGCUAUCGAAAAUUAAACAGCUUGAAGAUAGUUUAUCCAAUGUUAGCAGGGAAGCUAGUAAACUUGGAUUUGUAGUAGAAUGCACUAAACAACAAAGUGAAAAAUUGAAACAAGAAAUCCUAGAUAAAAACACAACGAUAGCUCAUUUGAAAACUAACAUGGAAAAACUAAAUGAAAUCCAAGUAGAAAAUGCCAAAGAAAGAGUCACUUUGUGUCAGGAAAUUAACGAAGUUUCGCAUCUCAAAGAAAGACUCGGCCAAGUGUUGAGUACUGAAAAGAAAAAAUUUGCCGAGCUUGGGCAUUCGAAGGAAGUCAUGGUAAAGUCGAUUAAUUCACAUGUUCAGCAAAUUGAAGAAAAACUGAAAAAUGAAAGGGCAACUAUGAAGAUGCUGUUAACAAACAUGAAACUGGUUAAACAGGAGAAGGAGGAGGUUGUAAAAGAAAAGUUAAAUCUUCAAGCAGAGAUUGAAAAGCUGAAAACAAAAGUGACAGAACAAGAAGAAAAGUACAGUAAAAUUACAAAAGAAAUAGCAAAUAAAAAUGACGAAACCAAAGAUCUAAGAAGGGAAAUUGAUGGAUAUGAAAAAAGUAAUAAAGAAUCAAAUGAAAAAUUAAAGAUUGAAACAUCGAAAAAUGAUACUAAUAUGAGGCAAUUGAAAUUAUUAAUUGACAGACAAGAAAUCGAGGAAUCCAAAAACUCACUAAAUGAACAAACUCAAAUGGCCAAAGAAUUGAUGAAAGGAAAAGAACAACACACAGAAGAAAAAUAUCAAUUAAUAACUGAGAAAAAUUGUCUAUUAAAAGAGGCAGAGUGUCUCAAUACUUUGAUGGGAAAAGUAGUGAGUGAUUUUGAAACAAAUUUAAAAAGUUCAAAGGAAAAGGAAAUAAUGCUCAAAGAUGAGUUAGAUGAAGCUAAAGAAUUGAUCCGUAACUAUAGCCAGGAAAUUAAAGAUAUGGAACAAAAAAUAAAAUUGAAAGAACAACGAAUUGAACAGUUAGAAGAUGUGAGAAAAUUAGAAGAAGUAAAAGACAACCGAUAUAAAAGACUUAAAGAAGAAAUGGAUCAGCUUGAAAUAGAGCACAAAGAGGUACAAGAUGCCAAAGCAAACCUCGAAAACCAACUUUUCGAUAUCCACGAUGAAUACAAAAAAUUAACUUUACACGUUGACCGCUUAGAAAAAGAAGCCGAGCUAUUUGAUUCAGAAUUAAAAUCAAUCGUAAAACAAAAGGAAGACGAUUAUUCUUUUUACAAAAAUCACAUUGCCGAUCAUUCGAGGACUCGCCAAGAGCUCGAAGAGCAAAACCAAAAAGAAAUAACCAAAUUACGUUUGCAACUUCAAGAAGCCACAACGAGAUUAGCUAAUGAAAAAAGUGCUUAUGAUAUUUUGUCGCAGGUUCAUAAGGAUGUAUCUGGGAAAUUUAUGAGAAGCAUUAACGAUUUGGUGGGUUCUAAACAUAUGAAUCAGGAUGUUAUUGAGAAACUUAAGGAAGAACAAGUGGAUAUUGAGGAUAUUAAAAACGACAAGAAACAAUUUUCUAUAGCAGUUAAAGAGCUAUCUGAACAACUUGAAAGGGUUUAUGAGGAAAAUGGGAUGUUACGGGCGCAAUAUAAAGAAGCCUUGGAAAAAUGUUUAUCGUUGGAAGCUCAGAUGAAGCAAAGAGAACCAGGAAAUCUUCAAGGGAAAGAAAAUUCAGCUACUCAAGACAUGAAAGAGCAGGCUUUCCAGACUGUAGCUGAAGAACUGAGAAAAGAGCUCGAAGAAAACCAUGUGACAGUCCACCAUUUGAAAAUGGAAAUUGCAGAACUACAAAAGCAAGAGAUGCUGUUGCAGUUAGGAAGGUCAGAAUUGACGCUGAAACUGCACGAAACUGAAAAAAUGUUGGAAACUGAAAGAAGUUUGGCCGAAAAGUUGAAAAACACGCAAACGAAUCUCUUAUCGGCAAUAAUGCAACUCAGGGAUGAAGGCAAACUGGAAUCUUCCGUUUGCAUUUACUUGCUGCAUAUGAUGGAUUUCCUAUCAUCUUCUCAACUAACUAUGUACGAAAGCAUCAUAGCCCAAAUCCAAAUUGAACACGAAAAAUCCCAAAAACUAAAACAAGAAAUUGAAAAAGCCAAUAGCAAUCUUAUUAUUUCAAGUCUUUCCAAGUUGAAAUUGCCUCAAAAAUUAGGACACGUAAAUGUUAAAAUUUUCAGUGAUGUUAUGGAGCUUUUUAAUUUGUAUUCAGAAGAUAUAACUGACAGCUUUCAAGAUCUAAUGAGACAUAAAAAUGUUAAAUUUUAUAUGGUAGAAGUAUUUAUUACAAACUCUUUACAGAAACAUUUAAAAUAUAUGAAUUGGUCUUUGCUGAUUUCUAUUAAACAUCGUAACGAAACUUUUUCUAAAACUAUUCCAGUGAAACAUUUUAAAAUCCCUAUAAUUGAAGUAGUUCCAGUGGAUCAAAAAAUCAUUGAUUGUCAAGUUUCAGUUAGUAUUAUUUCACAUACUAAAGAUAAUCUUACUUGUGUUUUACUUGAUAAAGUCAAUGUUGAUAUUUCUUACCAUUUUGAAAUGUUAAGGAAAUUUAAACAUAAAAUGUCUAAAGAAAGGCAAAUUGUAGAAAUCUCAAAAUGUUAUAAUUCGUCUAAUUUUAAAAACAAAUAUAAACCACUUUUAGUUGAGUAUAAAUUCCUAACAAAAAUCGAUCAUAGAGAGUUUUUAAACUUAUUAAUAAAAAACUGUUAUCAUAACAUUGACAUUGAAGAAUUUUCUGAUUUAAUUGCAAAUGAUUCAAAAAAUGAUGUCACUGUAAAACUUUCAACUGGUUCUGCUAAACAUUCAGUAACUUUCAAAAAAGAACUAAAAUCAAUUACCCUUGAAAGCAAUGUUUCUGAUAUGGUUAAAUUGAAAAAUUAUUUCUGGAAGAAGGAUACUGUUAAAGUUGAGGAUGAAAAGGAGAUGAAAAAAAGAUUUGUGGAAUAUAUAUCAAAGUUACAAAAAUGCAAUGAUAAAGAGGAACUGUGUCGCUUUUAUCUUUGUUUAAGGGAUAUUUGGACAACCUGA
Messenger RNA from Ceutorhynchus assimilis (cabbage seed weevil), 5052 nucleotides. The record is from the annotation of a GenBank genome assembly. Lineage: Eukaryota; Metazoa; Arthropoda; Insecta; Coleoptera; Curculionidae.